AUGGCCAAGCCCAUGGAUUUUAAAAUUUAUGUAGAUCAGGCAUGCAGAGCUGCUGAGGAAUUUGUCAGUAUUUACUAUGAGACAAUGGACAAGAGAAGACAGGCACUAACCAGGCUGUAUCUGGACAAGGCCACUUUAGUAUGGAAUGGAAAUGUUGUAACAGGGCUGGAAGCCCUAACUAAGUUUUUUGACACGUUGCCUUCUAGUGAGUUUCAGGUCAAUAUGCUGGAUUGCCAGCCAGUUCAUGAGCAAGCUACUCAGUCCCAGGCUACAGUUCUUGUGGUGACCAGUGGAACCGUGAAGUUUGAUGGAAACAGACAACACUACUUCAACCAGAACUUCCUGCUGACUGCUCAGUCUACUCCUGAUAUCGUGUGGAAGAUUGCAAGCGACUGCUUCCGUUUUCAAGAUUGGGGAAGUAGUUAA
This is a messenger RNA of Lipotes vexillifer (Yangtze River dolphin), 426 nucleotides long. It is a transcript of the gene NXT2, whose product is annotated as nuclear transport factor 2 like export factor 2. The record is from RefSeq and is a predicted model, not a curated record. Gene Ontology annotation, biological process: nucleocytoplasmic transport. Bases 1 to 426 code for a protein of 141 amino acids. NCBI's taxonomy places the organism in Eukaryota, Metazoa, Chordata, Mammalia, Artiodactyla, Lipotidae. The transcript is spliced from 4 exons.